Aspergillus welwitschiae is the source of this 1035-nucleotide messenger RNA. RefSeq names its product Zn(II)2Cys6 transcription factor domain-containing protein. Gene Ontology annotation, biological process: regulation of DNA-templated transcription. Gene Ontology annotation, molecular function: DNA-binding transcription factor activity, RNA polymerase II-specific; zinc ion binding. Bases 1 to 1035 code for a protein of 344 amino acids. The transcript is spliced from 3 exons. NCBI's taxonomy places the organism in Eukaryota, Fungi, Ascomycota, Eurotiomycetes, Eurotiales, Aspergillaceae. The record is from RefSeq and is a predicted model, not a curated record.
AUGUCGAGGCAGCCUAAACUGCGACCCAAAUCGCAUAUCCCAGGCUUCCCAGACGCCAUCUACAAUCUUGCUGCAGUAUCAUCUCUAUCGCAACUUGAGUCUCGCGCAGGACUGGGAGAUGACAAGCAUGACCAGCGCGUCUUUCGUGUCAAACGCAAGCAUGUGCUGAAGGCUUGCGAUCGUUGCAGAGUUAAGAAGACCAAGUGUGAUGGGAAACAGCCGUGCAAUCGUUGUUCGGCCUACAAUCAUCCGUGUCUGUUCCGGGAACGGAAGGCCACACAGACCAAAGUAUACUCUCGAGGAUUCGUUGAAAUGCUGGAAUCCCACCAUUCGCUGGUUGUCAAGGCGCUCCAAAGGCUAUACAAACUGUGCAUUGACAAGGAAGGAUUUCCCGGCGAGCCUCUCGUCGAGCUCUCGGACGGUCAGCCUCUAACUCAUGCCAUCCUGGACCGUCUCGGAUUGAUCAAACAGGCCGAAGAGAAUCCAGAGGAGCCCGAGGAGGAUACUGAAGACCUGCGGUAUUUGCGGUUCCUGUCUACCUCGACGGACUGCAGUGCUACGACGGAUCCCUCACCAGAACCGGCCACUCCUCCGGAUCCUACUCCCAGUAGUUGCAGUCCUAUCACUCCUACUUCCUCCAAGGGGCCAGAGCCUUGGAAAUGGGAGUUGCAACCUGUCCAGCCCCUUCACUCGGGACAAUAUCAUAGUUACUCUCAUCCUGGAUAUCACCAGAUGACUUUGCCCCGAACAAACCUGGAGCCACAUGGCCUCUCGAGUGAAGAUAAAUGCCCGGAAGUUGUACCUUCUAUGGCCGACCAUGGACAUCCCCUCUAUUACUAUAUGGCUGCCAGCUGUGAUGAAGGGCCCACGAAAACCCGUCUAGAAACUGGAGUGGCAGCCAGGCCAGGCUCGCACCAGCCCACAUCCGCAUCGGGAUUCCCUGUUGUCAUGAUGAAUGACUUUAACCUCCAUGUACCAGCAGAGCAGCCUGUUUACCCAUCUCUUCCAUCUGGGUGGACAUAUACAUGUGGAUAG